Ctenopharyngodon idella (grass carp) is the source of this 1571-nucleotide messenger RNA. RefSeq names its product ubiquitin-fold modifier 1 (gene ufm1). Gene Ontology annotation, cellular component: nucleus; cytoplasm. The coding region runs from base 168 to 440 and encodes 90 amino acids. Gene Ontology annotation, biological process: protein K69-linked ufmylation. NCBI's taxonomy places the organism in Eukaryota, Metazoa, Chordata, Actinopteri, Cypriniformes, Xenocyprididae. The record is from RefSeq and is a predicted model, not a curated record. The transcript has 6 exons.
CUUGAAUAUGAUCCAAUUGAUAAAAUGUAACACUAGUAGUUUUAAAAAGGGCAAAUUGAGAGAGACGGAAAAGAGAGGGCCAUUGAACAGAUGACGUGUUACAGCAGGUCCUUGCAUCUUCCGGGUCGGUGUAAACAGUGUGCGGUCUUCUCAUACAAAUCAGUAAAAUGUCGAAAGUAACGUUUAAAAUCACGUUGACGUCGGACCCUCGGUUACCAUUUAAAGUAUUAAGUGUACCUGAGAGCACGCCGUUCACUGCAGUUUUGAAAUUUGCAGCAGAAGAGUUUAAAGUGCCAGCAGCCACCAGUGCCAUCAUUACAAACGAUGGCAUCGGAAUCAACCCGGCGCAGACAGCAGGAAAUGUGUUCCUAAAGCACGGCUCGGAGCUACGAAUCAUUCCCAGAGAUCGGGUCGGAGGAGGUCGCCGGCCCAGGAUGUGACUAUCUAGUGAUUUUCUGUCACAGACGAUAAACAUACUUGUGUAUUUAUUGUCCAGCCCUGAGGUGUCAACUCUCAGCUGCUCUAACAGGCACUGCUAUGGCUCCAAGUCUGUCAGAGGACCUCUCAAAUCUCACCGAGCUGCCAUCAUUUCCCCCUUUUCGGCAUAAACACUCACUGGACAUUGUCGUUUUUGCCCCAGAAUUUCAAACCACUAGGUAUUUCGAUCUUUCACAAAAUGUUCCAGCUGUGUAGUUUAAGAUCACAUACUUAAUGUUUUCAUAAUGCAUAUUUUUAUAGUCAAUUUAAUAUCUUUUUCUUUCAGUUUCAUGUUUUAUGGUCCCAUAAUGGUUGUUUUGAGCUAUGUAUUAUGUAGCUGUUAUUAUAGGCAGAUAAUGACAAUGUCAGCGUUAUGAAAGUCCUUCAGUUGUGUAGGUUAGUAACUAUACAAAAUAAUAUGGUUAAAGAAGCUCUAAAUACGAUAAUCAAGCAAUUCAUAUUAUAUAAUAUGUAAAUGUAUAUAUUAAAAAAACUUCCCAUAGUUAUUAAAAAGUGCAAUGUUACAUAAACCAAUUUGACGUCUAAGUUGCUUUUUGUAGCUUUCUUGGUCACUCAGCGGCUGUGCCUUUUCAUUAAGUCUUAAAACCGUGACUUACUGCAAGAGCUGAAUAGUAUAUCAGGCUAAUGAAUGACAGGCUUCUACCUUUGCUUUUACACCCUCCACUUACCCUCCUUCUCUUACAUUACUGCCAGGCGGAGGAGGAGAGUCUGACUAUUCAGUGUCAUAAUGGAUCUUUCAUUUGUUUUAAUAAAAGAGCAGGCAUGCUGUGCCCUUUCCAUGCCACUCAUUACUGGGAAAAGGGGAGAAGUGCAUUAUAGAUACAGCAAGGCCAACAUUAUUCAAACGCAGACAUGUUACUCUGGAUCACAUUUGAAAAGGCGUCGCUUGUUUCCAGCCUCAUUUGGCAGGAAAUGAUGCGGUUUGUUCAUUAGCCGUGGAAGAAGUUGUGCUUUUACUGAAGCGAAUGAGUUUUCCCCUAUAACAAAUGUCAAAUUGAAAAGUAAAAAAGUUACAAAUACACUUCUGAGUGUUCAUGUCAUAAAUAUUAAAGAAUGCAUUGAAUAACAAACUA